Molecule: messenger RNA, 719 nt
Organism: Aspergillus vadensis CBS 113365
Lineage: Eukaryota; Fungi; Ascomycota; Eurotiomycetes; Eurotiales; Aspergillaceae
Exons: 1
Coding region: 77-292 (71 amino acids)
Source: RefSeq, a predicted model, not a curated record
CACACUUCCACAGCCAUCACUAUCACAGACUACCAAAUCUCUCUACUAGACGCCUCCAAGCAGCAGUAUCAGCGAAAUGCCAUUAUAUGAAAUCGAGCACAGCAUCCCCCUGGACAAGUCACAGCGCGAUGAACUUGCCCAGGCCAUCACCCACAUCCACACUCGCAAGUUUGCCACUCCUAGCUUGUUCGUGAAUGUCCGCUUCAUAGAUGCCAACGGCCAGCAUAAUUAUGUGGCGGGAAAGGAGGUGAUCAAUACCAGUUUUCUUCUACGAAAAGGAAAUGGUAAAUGAACUUAGGACCUUUCUGUCAACGCAGCGUGCCAUCAACCGCAUCAUGGCGUAUGUUCGGGCAGGCGGAACACGAACAACGGCCGAUUUCGAUGAGCUUGCGCAGAGUGUCUCGGAGGCUUGGGGUAAAGUCGUCAAUAAGAACGGGGAGGCUUCGAAGGAGAAACAACUGAAUGCCGUGUUUGUGUUGGGUGCAAUUACGACGGGCACGGAGAACGGGUUUCUGUUACCGCGGGUACGAGAUACUAUUGCUUGAUCAUGCACACUUUGGCUUUCGUGUGGAAAGCAGUGUUUGUUGGGUUUAGGCUAAUCGGAUGUUGAUUACAGGCUGGAGAGGAUGCUAUUUGGCUCAAGAAUAAUGCUCCGAAGUUCGAGGAGUUGGCGAAGCAAGGGGAUAGUGAUUUUGCUGAUUUGGUUGAGGAGAUGCGGA